AUAACAAUUUGGCAUAAAUAUUGAUUAUUUAUUGAAAACAAAAAAUGAUUUUUUUAUUUAGUUAGUUGUAGUAGUUGAAACAAGCCAAAACAACAUGAACUGUAAAGAAAAAUUAAAACAAAUUCCCAAAAUGAUAUUCUAUGUGAUUUUUGUGGGAGUAUCGGUGCCAUACUAUAUACAAUUAUCGAAAGGUUUAUACAAUAAUUUCUUUGCCACAAAUAUAACAUUCAAUUUGGAUACAUUAUAUCUCAAUUGGAAUACCUCAUUUCCGGCUGUAACCAUAUGUGAACUAUAUAAUGGUGAAAAAGUAUGGGAUUUAAGUGAACAAUAUUUUGGUGCCGAACAUGAUAUGCGUUUGGAUGAUGUAGUGGGAGAAAUUGUGUAUUUUCAUGGUAUCUGUACUUCAUGUGAUAUAUGUGAAAAUCAAAAUUUAACUUGCCCACAAAAUUUUACUCAACUGUUGAAACAGUUUCGUACCAAUUGCACUGAUUUAAUUAUAAAUUGUAAAUAUCAAAAUAUUUUCUUUGAUUGUUGUGAUGAAUUUUAUCCUAUACAUACGGAAUAUGGUGUUUGUUAUGCCUUUAAUUCCAAUCAAGCAAGAAAGAAGUACGAUGUCGAAUAUGCCAGUAAUCGUAUAGUGGGUGUAGGUUAUUUAACUUUUGAGGUAACGGCCGAUGUUCAACUAUAUGUUCAUUCUCCCGUUGAAAUACCCUUUCAAAGUGCCGAUGGCAUGAUAAAGGAAACAAUUUUAUUGGGCUCCAAUAAGGAACUUGUUAUCAAUGCCAUGGAGGUGUAUAAUCAUCCGAAUUUAAAUAAAAUCAAUUAUGAAGAAAGGAGAUGCCGUUUUCUACAUGAACUUACAGUUCUGGGUAAAGAAUUAAAAUUGUACGAAUUUUAUAGUUUCUCAACAUGUACAGUGGAAUGUGUUUUUGCUAAACAUUUAAGAUUGUGUAAUUGUAGCAAUCAUUUUUUGGUUAAAGAAGGUUUGUUAUAUGAUUUCUUUUUAACAAAAUAGAUUUAAAUAUUUUAUAUUUGCUUUUAAGAUUCACCCUAUCAAAUGUGUGAUUAUGAAGGUUUAUUAUGCCUAACGGAUUAUUUUUACGACAUAUCGGAAGAACGUAGACUAUGUGACUGUAUGAGUCCUUGCGAUGAACCCGAAUAUAAUAUUAUCUAUAAUUCAGCUGAUAAUAUAAAAAAGAACUCGGAUAUAACUAAAAUUAAAAUAUCACUAGCAGAAUUGCCAACAACUCGUUAUGUGAGAAGAGUUAAUAAAACAAAUCUAGAUUUAAUGAUUUCUAUAGGAGGUUUGGCCGGAUUAUUUUUCAAUGCAUCAUUGAUACGUAUUGUGGAAUUGAUAUUUUUAAUAUUAGAUUAUAAUUGGAAAUCAUGGAAGAAAUGUUAAUGAUUUAUGUAUUUUAUUUUAUAUUUCUUAUAUUAAAAUUAACAUUAGCUCAAUUGUUAUAAUUUUAAGUUAAACAAACAAAACAGAAACUUCAUUUUAUG
Lucilia sericata (common green bottle fly) is the source of this 1503-nucleotide messenger RNA. It is a transcript of the gene ppk31, whose product is annotated as pickpocket protein 19. Lineage: Eukaryota; Metazoa; Arthropoda; Insecta; Diptera; Calliphoridae. The record is from RefSeq and is a predicted model, not a curated record. The transcript is spliced from 7 exons. Gene Ontology annotation, cellular component: membrane. Gene Ontology annotation, biological process: sodium ion transmembrane transport. Gene Ontology annotation, molecular function: ligand-gated sodium channel activity.